This is a messenger RNA of Piliocolobus tephrosceles (Ugandan red Colobus), 4078 nucleotides long. It is a transcript of the gene OSBPL2, whose product is annotated as oxysterol binding protein like 2. NCBI's taxonomy places the organism in Eukaryota, Metazoa, Chordata, Mammalia, Primates, Cercopithecidae. Gene Ontology annotation, molecular function: cholesterol binding. The transcript is spliced from 15 exons. Bases 255 to 1745 code for a protein of 496 amino acids. The record is from RefSeq and is a predicted model, not a curated record. Gene Ontology annotation, cellular component: cytosol; plasma membrane; perinuclear endoplasmic reticulum.
GGCGCGGGCUGUCAGUCGGCGAGGCGGCGGGCCGCACUUCCGCCUUGGUGUCAGUGGGUCGCGGGCCUGCGGGGCGGGGGCGGGGCGGCAACGAGCUCGGCCGGCAACCGAGGGACCCGCGUCCAGAUCUUCAGUGUCUGUUGGAUUUUUCCAAGAGAAAGUUCGUGGAAUUCCUUACACUGUAGAUGUGGAUCAGAUAUGAUGAUUCAGUAGAAGAGCACAUGUCAGGGGCAGUGGAGGCUGGCUGCUGAAGGAUGAACGGAGAGGAAGAAUUCUUUGAUGCCGUCACAGGCUUUGAUUCUGAUAACUCUUCUGGGGAAUUUUCAGAGGCACAUCAGAAAGUCACGGGAAUGAUUGACUUGGACACCGGCAAAAAUAAUAGGAUUGGGAAAAUUGGGGAGAGGCCCUCUCAAGAGAAUGGAAUUCAGAAACACAGGACGUCGCUGCCGGCUCCCAUGUUCAGCAGAAGCGACUUCAGUGUGUGGACCAUUCUAAAGAAGUGUGUCGGCCUGGAGCUGUCCAAGAUCACGAUGCCAAUCGCCUUCAACGAGCCUCUGAGCUUCCUGCAGCGGAUCACAGAGUACAUGGAGCAUGUGUACCUCAUCCACAGGGCCUCCUGCCAGCCCCAGCCCCUGGAGAGGAUGCAGUCUGUGGCUGCUUUUGCUGUUUCGGCCGUGGCUUCCCAGUGGGAGAGGACCGGCAAACCAUUUAAUCCACUCUUGGGAGAAACGUAUGAAUUAAUCAGGGAAGAUUUAGGAUUCCGAUUUAUAUCGGAACAGGUCAGUCACCAUCCCCCCAUCAGUGCGUUCCAUUCGGAAGGCCUCAACCAUGACUUCCUGUUCCACGGCUCCAUCUACCCCAAGCUCAAGUUCUGGGGCAAAAGCGUGGAGGCAGAGCCCCGAGGCACCAUCACACUGGAGCUGCUCAAACAUAACGAAGCCUACACCUGGACCAACCCCACCUGCUGUGUCCACAACGUCAUCAUCGGGAAGCUGUGGAUAGAGCAGUAUGGGACAGUGGAGAUUUUAAACCACAGAACUGGACAUAAGUGUGUGCUUCACUUUAAACCGUGUGGAUUAUUCGGAAAAGAACUUCACAAGGUGGAAGGACACAUUCAAGACAAAAACAAAAAGAAGCUCUUUGUGAUCUAUGGCAAAUGGACGGAAUGUUUGUGGGGCAUAGAUCCUGUUUCGUAUGAAUCCUUCAAGAAGCAGGAGAGGAGAGGCGACCACCUGAGAAAGGCCAAGCUGGAUGACAGCUCCGGGAAGGCUGACAGCGACGUGGCUGACGACGUGCCUGGGACCCAGGAGACCGUGCAGGUCAUUCCCGGCAGCAAGCUGCUCUGGAGGAUCAACACCCGACCCCCCAACUCUGCCCAGAUGUAUAAUUUCACCAGUUUCACUGUGAGCCUCAACGAGCUGGAGACAGGCAUGGAGAAGACCCUGCCGCCCACGGACUGCCGCCUGCGCCCCGACAUCCGCGGCAUGGAGAAUGGCAACAUGGGUUCAAGAGAUUCUCCUGCCUCAGCCUCCCGAGUAGCUGGGUUUACAGAUCUGGCCAGCCAGGAGAAGGAGCGGCUGGAGGAGAAACAGAGAGAAGCGCGGAGGGAGCGGGCCAGGGAGGAGGCAGAGUGGCAGACGAGGUGGUUCUACCCAGGCAGUAACCCCUACACGGGGACCCCCGACUGGUUGUAUGCAGGGGAUUACUUUGAGCGGAAUUUCUCCGACUGCCCAGAUAUCUACUGAGGGCCUGGAGGGGCCUGGGGCCCGGGACUGGAGGCUGACGAGGCUGGACUUCCUCGAGUGGCCACUCUGAGCCUUGUCACAGCAGAAACCAACUUUUCUAACGACUGUGUUCUCAGCGACAGCACCGUCCCUGAUCAAGGAUGUAAUUCUAAUUAACUGUUGAUUGCCAAACAUUUCACUCUGCUGUGCCGUCUCUUCAUAAAGCUUCACUUGGGAUCAUCGUCUUCAUUAAGGUUUCACCAGGGAAAUUCUUCACAGCGCCCUUUUAUGUGGCAGAAAUCAGCUGGGGCUUGUUUAGCUUCCAGCACACUCUCAGUCAUAGAAUGUGUAGCUAAAGGAAGUAAUGGGAAGGGGUUCAUGUUCUCCUUAUCAUGUAGUGGCAAAAGGUUCUGAAAGUCUUUUAAACUCGAACCAGUGGGGGAAAGAUGGAUCUUGAAAAUAAUCCUGCAGAGAGCUUGAUAAAGGCCAGGGAUUGCCUUCUAAAUUAUGGUAAUACAGAAGUGAAGAGUUUCAGAGCAUCAGAUUGAGUGAACAGUUGUCAGAUUCUGUAUUUUUUAACAAUCUUCAAUAAUGUAAAGAUUACUUUUAAAAUAUUUAAGUUAAAACUACUUGAAUAGUAUUUUGCUAAAGAGCGAGAUAUGCAUUAAUCACCGGUUUUAUACUGUCCAAAAUGAAGCAUCACCGUCCAACCCAGAGUGGGCAGAAGCGUCGAGAGCAUGACAAGAAAUCCCAAGACUGCUCCCGCCUCAGAGGCGUCCCGGCUCCGACUUGCGUGCCCUGUCGUCAGUGAGGCCUGGCUGUCACCGCACACCAUGUCCAUGUCUUCAAGGGGUUCAUUUCUUCUUACAUGUCGCGUGUACCCAUAGCACUCGUGUUUUUGUUUUUCCCAGUAUGCAUGUUUAAAAUAGAAGUGACAAGAAUCACAUCCGGUUGUGUGCUGUGGGAGGGUCAGAGGCAGAAUCUACUUACAGUGGUGUAAUUAAAGUUAUUUAACCAAAAAUACAUAUGUGUCCAUCUCAGCAUUCAAUUCACCUUUAUCAAGUGACCGAUUUUCUUUCUUUUCUUUCUUGCUUUUUUUUUUUUUUUUUUUUUUUUGAGACGGAGUUUCACUCUUGUUGCCCAGGCUGGAGUGCAAUGGCACGAUCUCAGCUCACCGCAACCUCCACCUCCCGGGUUCAAGCAAUUCUCCUGCCUCAGCCUCCCGAGUAGCUGGGAUUACCGGCAUGCGCCACCACACGUGGCUAAUUUUGUAUUUUUAGUAGCCAUGGGGUUUCACCAUGUUAGUCAGGCUGGUCUCAAACUCCCGACCUCGAGUAAUCUGCCUGCCUCAACCUCCCGAAGUGCUAGGAUUACAGGCGUGAGCCACUGCACCUGGCCAUGACUGAUUUUCUUUAUGUAGAAUUGUCAACACGAGAGAUCACAGUGGAGCACUUUGAAUGAAAGACUGUCGGUUGUGUGCAUGCACACACACACACUCAACGCACAGCUUCAUGGAGUCCAGGUUACUAAGGCCGGCACUUCUGAAUGACAGGUGCCACCUGCGUGUCUUGGUUUCCACACCACACCUGUGAUGGAAGCACUUCUAGAAGUGAACAUGCAUUUUGAAAGCUUGAUUUUGUAGCUUCGGAAGCUGGAAGCGAUGGUGUUCGGUGCCGAGUCCUGUGUCAGCCUUGGGACCUGCGAGCUCUGUACCAGCCACUCAGAAGUGUCUGAACAGAACCACUUGGUGACUUGUAGCUGGGUCUGAGGAUUUAGGACUGUGGCAUUUUUCAAAGAGGAGACUUGGAAAUCCCCAAUGGCUGGAAGGUGAAGCCCAUGUGCCUCUGGUGGAGGGUUACCUGCUUUUCCACACUGCGGCUGUGAACCAGCUCAUUCUCCAAGAAAGAUUAAAAGCUGAGAACAUCCAAAGGUGAGACUCAGACACAUUGAAAGUGACUGCAUUUAGGGAAGUUCAACGACUUCUUACUGAUCGUUCCAGUUCUUACUGGUUAAGAUGAUUUGCCAACAGGUUUGUUUCCAAGUCCUCUCCCAGGACCAGGCUCCUGGUAUUUCAGGGGCUCGUUGGCUGCAUAGACAGCCCCUCUUCUGCUGUCCCUGAGCACAGACACCAAACCAGAGGUGGAGGAAGAACGGUAGGAAGGCUGAUUGCAAAGGCAGCUGUGUAUCAAAGGUUAUUUUAACUUUUUAUUGUUUGUUGUUAUUGUUUCUGCAAAUGCUAACACGUAAACUGUGACCUAACUUUUGUCACCUUUGAUAUCUAUUGAAUGUUAAACAUCUCUAUUUAAUAAAGAUGGCCAGCACUUAAUGUGUGGAAAGUGAUGGCCUUCUCGUGG